UCGAAUAGUUUUGAAGACAUUGAAGUCAUUGCUCGGUGAUAUUCGAUGAUGUGAUGUGUGAGUGUGUGUUGUGAAUGGUGCGUCGUAUCUCAUUUUUUUUCUAAAAGCGCCAGAAUCCUAAAAUUUCGCUAAACGGAACACGACGCGAAUAAGAAAAGUAAAAACACAAAACAAAAAAAAUACAACAGACAAACACGUCGGCAGCCACAACAACACAACCAACUACAACAAUAAGUGAAUAACGCCAAAAAUACGGGCACAAAACGCGAAAAGUCGGAAAAUUUUAUUUUGCCUCACGCAAAACCGUGGCAAACGGGGGAUCUGUUUCAAAGAGAAAAUAAGCCAAGCAAAAAAAAAAGUGAAAAUGUGAAAAGUCAUUAAGGAAAUCAACACAACACAACCCACAGAGAGAAUAACUCGACCACAAAACACAAAAAAAAACAUCCCCACUAAAGUGGGAGAUAAAAAUUUUUGUAAAAAUAUCAAGAAAAACGAAAGGCGACCUAAUUUUAAGAAAUUACAGAAAAAAAACAAUUAUUUUCUUUUCAAAAUACUCAACAAAAAUGCAAUCAUCAGCAUCAUCACCUUCCAGCACAAGCUCCACCACUACCACCAAACUAACAGGCCAUCACACCACCAAGUUAAUGCAACCCAGCAAAACUACUGGGCUCAAAACAAAAUCAGCUCUCAAUAACAAUAACCCCUCAGUGCUGCUUAGCAAUGGCUCGGGGGUCAAAGGUCAUGAUUUGCAAACCUCCCUGGAGAUUGAGGAGAUCUCCAAGAAAAUAUCCGAACAUGCCGAUGCCUUGUAUCAGACUUGGAAAAGUCAUGGCAUAGCACCCACAGAAUUUUUGGACAUAUAUACCGCAGAAGCAGCUGCAGCGGCUGCAGGUUCCAUAACAGAGGAUGUCAAAAGCACAGAGGGUCUACAGAAACUGGUCAAUUCAUUUGUGAUUAAAGACAAAGAACAGCGAGGCGUUAAAACCUUAAAUAAAAGUGCAGUAAAAACUGGUGGCAGUACCAACUCAGUCGGCAAAGGCGAGACAAAGAUGACAGCCACACAACAAAGAAGAUCGCGUUCUCCCUCACCCUCGGCGGGGUCAACAGCUGCCACAUCUAUCAUGGGCAGCAGCAGCAGCAAUGCACUCAAGGCAAGUCUGGAUAAGCCUGGUGACAGCAUAACCAUAAAGAAAUCAACAACACCCUCCAGCUCCACGAAAAUAAGUGGCGGCACUAGCCCCCUAAAAACUGCCCAAAAUAGUACCCCUUCAUAUUUGGUGAAUACACAAAAAAUCUCACGUUUGGCAGAGCCUCAGGCAGGCGAGGGGGACUAUGCCAAACCAACAACAGCAACUUCAGCCGGCACAACAAAAUUUAAGAGCAACAAACAGGUGCAGUCAGCUGUGGGAAAUGAGUCUGCCAAACUUUCCACUGCGUCGACGGCUAAGAAAACUCCCUCCAAGCCUUUGGAUUUGAAUUUUGAAAUAAGUUUGGAUUUGAAUCUGGAUAUACCCGCAUUGACACUGCAACAGACCGAAAAUUUGCAGAAAAUCAAGGAACUACUGCAACAGGAAACAAAUGGACCAAACAAAGGUGCCUCACAGGGUACCACAAAAAUUCCCUCAGUCAUUAUAGAGAAAUCCCCGACAAUCUCCACUACAAAAGCCAAAGUGAAAAAAUCUGCCGGGGAAAGUUCCAAGAAGUCGGCCACUCUGCUGGAGGAGGUUAAUCACAAAUCCGCUGGCCAGGAACCCACUACUACCACAAAGGUAAUAAAAACCAAAACAUUGAUAAAUGCCAGCGAAACACCUCAACAGCAGACGACAAUUAAAAAAAUUGGCAACAAAACAAAAAGUUCCCCCCGCAGCAGCAGCCCCAUUGGUAGUACACAGCAGCCAGCGCAAGAUGCUGUGGAUGCCAACGUCAUGCUGUUGAAAAGUGCUUUAGAUGCUUUAGAUAAUCAUCAACAACAUCAUCUUCAACAUCAGGGACAGGGACAGUUGGGCAGCAUCAAUCACACGCCGAUAGCAACAGUUAUUGACAAAUCGAAUCGAAAAUCCGAUAAAAAUAGAGAUACCACAGUCAGCAGCAGCGGCAGCAGCAGUAACGGCAACACUAAAAAACGCAGCACCUCUGCCAGCAGCAUUAGCAACAGUAAUAGUGGCUCUCUUAGCAAUGGCGAUUUGGGUAUUGUCAUUGCCUCUUUAGAUAACAUAACCGUUACAUCGGAACCGCUAUCGAAAUCGAAAUCAUUAUCGGGCUCUGCAAAAACAGCUGAGUCGCCAGCCCACUUAAACCAGCCAGCAGAGAACGCAGAAUCUGUUACUACUGUCACAGCACCUGUGCACACAGUGAAAAAGUCCCUAACAAAAUCGUCAUCAUCUUCUUCGUCGUCGUCGUCGCCUAAAACCUCAAAGAGUGCUAAAGAGAAAACCAAAGAAACUGCAUCCAGCAGCAAAUCAAAAGAAUCCACGCAUAUUCGUGAGCCAAGUCCCACCAAAUCUUCGCUGGAGAAUCUUAUAGAGGCCACAGUAAACGAAGCAGAAGCAGCAGCAGCAGCGGCGGCAGCUACAACUGAGAAAACUCCAAAUAUGGAAGUGGCACGCAGCAAUGGCAGCAGCAUGCUGACGCCCACCAAACUCAAAUCCAACAGACCCUUGACCAAUGGAAGUCAAGAGAAAGCCGUUAAAAGUCCCUUUCUGACUAGAGGUUCGGUGGCCGAGCGUGUCUUAAUGUUUGAAAAAUGUCCCGAUGUGCGUAAUUCAUUUUUGAACAUCAAGCGGCCGGACAGAAACGAUGCUCCACCCAAAUCUUUACUCAAGACCAAAUUACAUGCCACACCUCCACCGCCACCACCAGAUCAUACCUCACUUCAAAGAGAGAUACGAAAUACCAAAAGCGUUUACAUACCCAGAUUUUACUUUCCCCAUGGCAAACCGCAGCCCACAAUUGCCUUGGAGCGCACUUUGCGUGGCAUUCUGUCGGCAUUCGAUACAUUUCCUAAUAAUCAGGUGACCCGUGAUGAAUUGCCACAAAUUUUGAAAAUCUGUGGGCUACCCUACUAUUGGCGCAUGCCAGUAAUGGUCUUCUGUCAGCAGAACAAUAGUGGGCUGGUGGAGAGACAGAGAUUUGUGGAGUUUUGGAAGCAAAUGAAUGUCUAUUGCCACGAUGAGGCCUCACGUUUCGUUUACAUCCUGUCGCGUGGUCAACGCAUGCGUUCCUAUAUAUUACCCGAAGAUAUGGCCCCGCUGGUACAGGAUGUGGUUGAUACACAUCCCGGUUUGGCUUUUCUCAAAGAGGCCACCGAAUUCCAUUCCAGAUAUGUCCACACAGUCAUAGCGCGGAUAUUCUACAAUGUGAAUCGCAGUUGGACCGGUAAGAUCACAAUAUCCGAACUCAAAAAAUCCGAUUUAUUAGAGAUUAUUGCCCUCCUGGAGGAAGAGGAUGAUAUCAAUCAAAUUAUGGCCUUCUUCAGCUAUGAACAUUUUUAUGUUAUCUAUUGUAAAUUUUGGGAAUUGGAUAAGGAUCAUGAUCUCCUUAUCAAUCAAGAUGAUUUGGCUCGUCACAGUGAUCACGCCCUCUCCACACGCAUUGUUGAGCGCAUCUUUUCGGGCUGUGUGACACGUAGCGAUAAUAAGAAAACACCUGAAGAUGAGCCCAAAAUGUCCUACACAGAUUUUGUUUGGUUCCUGCUUUCGGAGGAGGAUAAACGCACACCCACCGCCAUUGAGUAUUGGUUCCGUUGCAUGGAUAUCGAUGGUGAUGGUGUUCUAUCCAUGUAUGAGUUGGAAUAUUUCUAUGAGGAACAACAGCAACGCAUGGAAUCGAUUGGUAUUGAAUCGCUGCCAUUUGAGGAUUGUUUGUGCCAGAUGUUGGAUAUGAUUAAGCCCAAGAGACGUGAUGCCAUAACAUUGGGUGAUUUGAAGAAUUGCAAAAUGACACAUGUAUUCUUUGAUACAUUCUUCAAUUUGGAGAAAUAUUUGGAUCAUGAACAACGCGAUCCAUUCGCCUCGCAGAGAGAUGAAUAUUCAUCGGAUUGGGAUCGUUUUGCUGCCCAGGAAUAUGAGCUGUUGAUAACAGAGGAAAAUGAUUGAGAGAGAACAUAUUUUGGUCUAAGCACAACAUUAAUUAAUUAAUUUAUAUACAUAUAAAUAUUUAUUAUUAUUAUAUAUAUAUAUAUAAACAAAAACUAUUACUUUUUAUACCUUUUUAAAAAUGAAUACCAAGAAAAUGAGAGCAAAAAAAAAUUUAAUGCGUAAUAUAGAAACCUAUUUAAAAAUUGAUUAUAAAUAAUUCAAUUACCCACAUAAAGUGCCUAUCUACCUACCUACCUACCUAACAAUUAUUCUUAGAAUUUAUAGUUCAAAACUUAAGGAAGUAAAACAAAAAUCCCUAUAUAUUGUAUUUUAAAGUGGGAGGAAAAGAGUAAAAGAGAAGAAAAUGAGAAAAACCACAACGAACAAUUAGAAAUAAAUGUAAACAAAAUUGUAAUUUAUCUUUUAAUUUUUAUUGAAGCAAUUUUUUUACAAAAUUUAAAGUCUUUUGUUAUUUUUUAUUUGAUUUUUUGUUGUUUUUUUUUUUACCUUAAUAUUAUUUAUUAAUUGUAGUUUAUAAGUACCAUACUAACUCAAAUUGCGAAUUGAUAUCUAGAAACCCUAACCCACGAACAAAUGCCUUAAAAAAUAAUUCCCUUACAUGUAUAAGAAAAGUCUCCUCUAUGAUUAUAUGAUAAUGCUAUCCCCCUAAACAUCUAUUGAUAAAGAAAAGAACAAAAACCAAAGAUACUAUUAAAUAUGUUGAAAAUAAAAUGAGAACAAAAAGAAAAUCACAAAUAAAAAUAAA
Molecule: messenger RNA, 4842 nt
Organism: Stomoxys calcitrans (stable fly)
Lineage: Eukaryota; Metazoa; Arthropoda; Insecta; Diptera; Muscidae
Product: mucin-5AC
Exons: 9
Coding region: 564-4094 (1176 amino acids)
Biological process (GO): protein dephosphorylation
Cellular component (GO): protein phosphatase type 2A complex
Molecular function (GO): calcium ion binding; protein phosphatase regulator activity
Source: RefSeq, a predicted model, not a curated record